CGCAUCCUCCUUGUCUUCAGUCUUCAGUCUUCAAUGCGACAGUGGCGUGACCAUCGGAUCAUUCUCUAACUUGCUUUUACAGGCCAUGGCGAGGCCGCGCUCAUGCUGCAGCGCGCUUGGUAUCAUGAUCCGCAGAGUUUGCCCUUUGCUCCAUACAUUAAAUCUCACGCGCUAGUAUCCCUGGUCCAGAAAGGGUUACAAUAUCACGACCUGGAGCAUUCUCUCGACAAGGAAGGAAAUCCUACACCGAUAUCACCGUCAGAUUUCUUCUUUGGGCCGGCACCACUGGAUUCAGAGGCGCUGAAAGGUCAAGGUGGCCCGGACGCACCUGUUGGCGCAGACCAAGCGCCUGUUUCGCCUACGAGCAAAGUGAUCAACGGUCACUCCGAACCCGCUCCCAACAUCAAAAGGCCUCGCAAAGGCGAUCGCGCAGAAACUAAUGGAGACGAUGCUGCGAUGGACGUCGAUUCUAACGGCGUGGCAAAUAAUAACGACACCAGAUCGCAAUCCCCGCAAGACGUGGACGGUGAUGGAGAUGUGAGCAUGGGCGUACGGCCGGAAUCCCAGGAUCAGGAACCCGCCGCGCCGCCGACCUUUACGCUGACGACCGGCCACAGCGUUGGUGUCCAGAUCACCCCCACCAAGGCUGCCGACCUUAGUCCCAACACCGCCAUUCUGGAUGUGGCUGGUGAUGAUCACGUGACGCGGACCCUGUGGCGCCCCCGGGACCCGACAGUCGUCGUUGCUGCCGGUGAUACGUUCUGCAGUCUGUGGAAGCUGUCCUCCUCCUCGGCACCGGUGCAGGAGAAGCUAGUCGAAAGCAAGGGAGAUGACGCAUGCGUAUCGACGGUUGCCUGGGAUCCCACGGGCCAGAAGUUGGCUGUAGCCACCUACAAUGACAUGAGAGGAUCCAUUACCAUGUAUGAUGUGCAUGGAUAUGCUGUCGACCUUUUGCCCGAAGUCCCUCGAAUGAUUACUGGAUUGCAUUGGGCUGAAAACAGCUCUCACCUGGUUGUGGUCGCGUCUGAUAGUAAAAUUUCUGAGCUGGCUCUUUGGGAUAGCUCAUUACGUCCGGACGAAUUCCCUUCUCCGCAGGUGAUCGACGGUUCAAUCUAUGAUCUCACUUGGUCAGGAAGAAACCAAGCCUAUGCAUGUGGAGAUGGAUCGGUUUACCAAUGCGAAGUCGACUCGAGUAUCCACAUCUCCAAAACAUUCUCCUCCGGUGGGACCGAUACCGCUUGGACGUUUAUUCGCUCUGCCAAAUCCGGGAAUUCUUCUGUGGUGGUGGCUGCAGCUUCUGCAUCAUCUGCCUUCUGGAUUCCAACCCAUGACAUGCACCUGGAGGAUGCGCACCAAGGCGAUAUCACAGCCAUAGAGCUUCGCGCCCAGUCGCCAACACCCGAGCCUCAGCAACAAAGCUCUCAGAUAGUCCUGGCUUCUGCUUCUACAGAUGAUACGGUCAAGAUAUGGCACAUUGACUUGGAGUCAAAGCGCUUCGAAUGCAUCCAUCGUUUGUUCCUUGGUCCGUCCCUGCCUGCCCUUGCCGGGGGCUUCUCUCCCGAUGGAUACGCUCUUGCCGCUGCAACUAAAGAUAGGCUUUUCAUCUGGAAUGCAGAAAGGGGAGGUACGCCCAUGGCCACCUGGAAAAUGCCAGGAUCCGAAGAGGCGAAAAGCGAAGAAGGUCCUGACCGGGCCGUCAAUGGACAGAAUGGGACAUCGGAAGCAGUGCCAUAUCGUUCCCUCUCAUGGGACACCGAUGGUAAAAAGCUCGCUAUUGGCUUUGACAAACAGAUGGCAAUCGUUAAUCUACAGCGCUGAGCAUUGUUUAUCUCCCGUAACGCAAUGAUAAACCUAACCAACUUUGCUUUCACAUCAAAAUAAUCUAUUUCAAGGUGCAAAUGUCGCCGAUGAAGACGACUGGAUACAGAAGCUCGCUUCUGCACACAAGCUUCGAUACUUGUGUAAAAAAAAAAAAGCACCUGCCUUUUACAAUGCACCAUCAUCUAAUUAACAGUCGGCUUUGGCAGUUUUCACAUCCCUGCGUUGCGCCGAACAAAAAAGCCGUUCUCAGUACCACGGGGAG
Molecule: messenger RNA, 2083 nt
Organism: Aspergillus wentii DTO 134E9
Lineage: Eukaryota; Fungi; Ascomycota; Eurotiomycetes; Eurotiales; Aspergillaceae
Product: WD40 repeat domain-containing protein
Exons: 3
Coding region: 103-1818 (571 amino acids)
Biological process (GO): regulation of transcription by RNA polymerase II
Cellular component (GO): Set3 complex
Molecular function (GO): transcription corepressor activity; protein binding
Source: RefSeq, a predicted model, not a curated record